Molecule: messenger RNA, 468 nt
Organism: Penicillium verhagenii
Lineage: Eukaryota; Fungi; Ascomycota; Eurotiomycetes; Eurotiales; Aspergillaceae
Exons: 2
Coding region: 1-468 (155 amino acids)
Source: RefSeq, a predicted model, not a curated record
AUGCUAAUCCUCGAGAGUCUCUCUUCACUCCUGGGAGUGCGAUCAGGAAGAAUUCCGUUUCGUGCCCAAAAUCGAAUCCUCCAAGCCAUACAGCAACACCUCGAGUACCAUGCAUUUCAGUUCGCUCACAAAUGGCUGCCAGAGAAGUCUCUCAUGAACGGGUGGGCGUGUCCGAAGGAAUUAGAGCUACACACAUUCUUCACCUUUUUGGCAAAGAACAAGACCAAAGUGCAGCUCAGUGCCUUCCAUCAAGCCAGUAGCGCCCUAGUGAAAAUGAAGGGCCCUGUAUCCGCGAUCCGCCAUGCCGCUGUCCAUCGUCUGAUUCAGGAUCGUGAAUCUCUCCUGCAGAUGAAUCGCAUUGCCAUUGAAUUUGUGAUGGCUACCGGUGUAUCCUCCCACCCUGGGAAGCUUUGCCGCCUCUUUGACUUCUUGAAGACAAGAAUUCCGAAGUCAGACCGACUGGCUUAA